Molecule: messenger RNA, 2418 nt
Organism: Anopheles aquasalis
Lineage: Eukaryota; Metazoa; Arthropoda; Insecta; Diptera; Culicidae
Product: fatty-acid amide hydrolase 2-B
Cellular component (GO): endomembrane system
Source: RefSeq, a predicted model, not a curated record
CAGUAGUCUACAUCAGGCCCUUAUGAGGUGCAGCACACCGAUCGUCAAUACGUCGUCGUCGUUCGGUCGGUCGUUUACACAUUUGCACUGUUACCAGCGACAGCGGAAAAAGCACACGACCUUUGGAGGAGUGCUAGCGUGUGUACCUGGACAGGGUGGAAGUAAUUAGAAUUCGAAUCCGAAGCAACUUCCUACUGACGAUCUCCACUCUACUUCGUGUGAUUGGUGGAGGUGCGCAAAUCGUGCACACAAUAGCACUGCCAAGGAGUGCGCGUGUGGAUUACAGUUGCGGGCUCCGGAUUUGUCACCGCAAACGGCCAUCAACAGGUCGCACAGGGCUCGACAAUCGUGAGUGAGUGACGGGGCCAGUCGUUAUGGAGCUGUUACUGAAGUUAGUUGCGUUGGUGCUGCGGUUGGUGAACUGCGUACUGGAACCGAUCCUAGCGCGGAUCGGUGGUCCAAAGCGCCAGGAACCGUUCCCGGUGAUCCGCGAUGAGGUGUUGCGAGUGCCGGCGGUCGAGCUGGCGGAGCAGAUACGCACGGGUAGCCUCCGAUCGGUCGAUGUGGUCCGUGCGUACGUACUGCGCAUCCGUGAGGUGAAUCCACUGAUCAACGCCGUGGUGGAGGAGCGUUUUGAGGCGGCGCUAGCCGAGGCCGUGGCCGCCGAUGAGACGGUUGCCAUUGCGCGCCGUAAUGGUGAUUCGUUGGAGGAGCUGGCCAAACGGUCGCCACUGCUCGGUGUACCGAUUACGGUGAAGGAAAGCUGCUCGGUCAAGGGACUGUCGUUGGGUGGUGGUGUCGUACGGCGUCAAAACAUUACGGCCGAAGCGGAUGGUGAGGCGGUCCGGUUGCUACGGGAGGCCGGUGCGGUCGUGCUGCUCGUCUCCAACACACCCGAGUACUGUUUGGGUUUCGAGGCGUACAACAACGUGACCGGCUGGACGCUGAAUCCGUACGAUCCGCGACGCAGUGCGGCCGGUUCGUCGGGGGGCGAAGGCGCCCUGAUCGGUGCCGGUGCAUCGGUGUGCGGUGUGGGCAGCGAUCUGGCCGGUUCGAUCCGCAUUCCGGCCCUGUUCAGUGGCAUCUUUGGACACAAACCCACGGCCGGUGUGGUCUCCAUUAAGGGCCACAUGCCCGUUUGCACCGAUGCCCACUUCGAUCAGUAUCUGUCGCUCGGUCCGAUGUGUCGGUACGCCAAGGAUCUACCGCUGCUGCUGGAGGUGAUGAGCGGUGCGAAUGCUGCCAAACUGCGGCUCAACGAACCGGUCGAUGUGACGAAGCUGAAGAUCUACUAUCCCCAGAAGCUCGAUCUGCGCAUUAACGCCGUACCGAUUGCACCGGAAAUUCGCGAAUGUUUACGCAGCGCCGUGAAACACUUCCAGAACAAGGGCAUCUACUCGGAGACGAUCAACUUCAAGCACUUCCGCGAUAGUAUGCAGAUCGCAUCGACGGAACUGCAAACACUGGCGGAGGUACCGUCGGUCUUUGCCAAUCCGAACGCAAACCUGCUCUGGGAGCUGGUGAAGGUUGUGGUGGGGCAAUCGGAGCACACGUUUGCUGCCCUCUUCAUGAACAUCCUGUCGGCAACGAAGCGAACCGUUAGCGAGAAGGACCGAAAGCGAUACCUUCGCAUGUCGGCCGAAUUUAAGCAGGACAUUACCGAAAGACUCGGUACCGAUGGUGUGUUUCUGAUGCCCUCCUUCCCGAAGCCCGCCUUAAGGCAUUACGAAUCGUUCGGUCACGUUACGGGCUUCAUGUACACGGCCGUGAUUAAUGCGCUAGGGUUGCCGGCUACCCAAGUGCCUCUUGGAUUCAACCGUCACGGACUGCCGGUCGGUAUACAGGUCGUUGCGGGCCCCAAUCAGGAUCGAUUGUGUCUUCGGGUGGCUCAGGAGCUCGAAUCGGCCUUAGGUGGAUGGCAACCACCGAAAUAGAGGGCUAGAGGGAGAAAAGAGCACACCGUAUCGAGUGUAUGCGAGGUGUGUUUUGUGAGUGCGUAGCGAGCUGAGUAUGAGAUUCCAUUUUUCCGCAUAACACUGCACUGCACACUGGCCUAGCUGGGUACUGGUUAGAUGCGUGCGACACCUGAAACCGUUGGGAUGAGUUGGACCGGAACCUUUGAGCCUGGAGUUGGUUUAUGCUGAAACGCAUGUAUCCGCUUCCCGGUGGGGCUCGUGGGGCGUCCAUUACGUUUUUUUGUAACCACAAGAUCAGUUAAUAAACAAUAGGAACAAUACAUGCUGUUGGUUUUUCUUAAUCUUUGUUUAAUCGAGAUUUUUCCACUUUGCUGUUGAGUUUAGCUAUUUAAAUGUUUAGUGUUCCUUUUCAUAAUUGUUAGUGUAGUUGGGAUUGGUAUAUGCUUUCAAAGCAUUUGGAAAUAAUUUUCAAACAAAACUAAAUAGAAAUUGCAGCACAGUA